Molecule: messenger RNA, 3391 nt
Organism: Aphidius gifuensis
Lineage: Eukaryota; Metazoa; Arthropoda; Insecta; Hymenoptera; Braconidae
Product: F-box/LRR-repeat protein 20
Exons: 9
Coding region: 327-1871 (514 amino acids)
Biological process (GO): SCF-dependent proteasomal ubiquitin-dependent protein catabolic process
Cellular component (GO): SCF ubiquitin ligase complex
Molecular function (GO): protein binding
Source: RefSeq, a predicted model, not a curated record
AUACUUGAAAAUACAUAUAUUUUAUAAUAUCAACGAAUCAGAUAAACGUGUCAGAGACCUUAUAAACUGUUGUUAUUAUGAUUCUCCCUCUUUAAAUUUAUAUAUAUAAACAAUAAAAAAAAGUCAGAACAAGCCAGCGUUUCAGUAUCUCGGCCAUUUGGAAUGGUGAUGCAUCAAUGCUCCAAAAUAAUAAUAAAAAAAAAAAAAUAAAAACAAUUAAAUAAUCCUAUUUACAUCAUAAUUAAUUAUUAUUUAAAUAAUUUUAAUUGUUAAAUUGUGCGGGGUUAAACCCGAUAUAAACUUACAAAAUAACGCGACGCAAAAGGAUGAUACACUCGGGACGAACGAGACUCGAGAAAAAAGCUAAUCGAGUAGGUGAAGGGGUUGAAGUGGGUGGUCAAGGGUUGGAUGAAUUAACAACUGGAGGUGGUCAAUGGUGGAGACAAUAUCCUCCAUAUUAUCAUCAUCAUCAUCAUCAUCAUCAACAACAUCAACAACAUCAACCCCAACAACCACAUCAUCAGGGCAUUUAUUAUCCGUCUCAUUCUUUAGCUCAUAUACCUGUCAGUAGCAUGAAGCAAUCUUACAUGCAGUUGACAUGGGUAUUUCAUGACGAUGAGGCACAAAUUAAUAAAAAACUUCCAAAGGAACUUUUGCUCAGGAUUCUAUCAUAUCUGGACGUAGUGUCACUUUGUCGUUGUGCUCAAGUCAGCAAAGCAUGGAAUGUUUUGGCAUUAGAUGGAUCAAAUUGGCAAAGAAUUGAUUUAUUUGAUUUUCAACGUGACGUUGAGGGAUCAGUCAUUGAAAAUAUAUCACGACGAUGUGGUGGAUUUCUUCGUCAAUUGUCACUUCGUGGUUGUCAAAGUAUUGGAAAUAAUUCAAUGCGUACACUUGCUCAAUCAUGUUCAAAUAUUGAAGAAUUAAAUUUGAGUCAAUGUAAAAAAAUAUCAGAUGCAACAUGUGCUGCUUUAAGUAGUCAUUGUCCAAAAUUACAACGUUUAAAUCUUGAUUCAUGUCCUGAAAUAACUGAUUUAUCAUUAAAAGAUAUAUCUGAUGGUUGUCCAUUAUUGACACACAUUAAUUUAUCAUGGUGUGAAUUAUUAACUGAUAAUGGAGUUGAAGCAUUGGCAAGAGGUUGUCCAGAAUUAAGAAGUUUUCUUAGUAAAGGAUGUAGACAAUUAACUGAUCGUGCUAUCAAGUGUUUAGCACGAUAUUGUCCAAAUCUUGAGGCCAUCAAUCUUCACGAGUGCAGGAAUAUAACAGAUGAUGCAGUUCGUGAAUUAAGUGAAAGAUGUCCUCGUUUACAUUAUGUUUGUAUAUCAAAUUGUCCAAAUUUGACUGAUCCAAGUUUAGUGACACUGGCCCAGCAUUGUCCUCUGCUGAGUGUACUAGAAUGUGUUGCUUGUACCCAUUUUACUGACGCUGGUUUUCAAGCACUUGCAAGAAAUUGUAGGCUGUUGGAAAAAAUGGAUUUGGAAGAAUGUGCACUUAUCACAGAUGCAACUUUAAUUCAUCUUGCAAUGGGUUGUCCAAGACUUGAAAAAUUGAGUCUUUCACAUUGUGAGUUGAUAACUGAUGAGGGAAUACGACAAUUGGCAUUAUCACCAUGUGCAGCUGAAAAUCUUGCUGUUCUUGAACUUGACAAUUGUCCUUUAAUAACAGAUGCAAGUCUUGAUCAUCUUCUCCAAGCAUGUCAUAAUCUUGAACGUAUAGAACUUUAUGAUUGUCAACUGAUAACAAGAUCUGGCAUACGUAGACUCAGAACAAAUUUACCCAAUAUCAAGGUACAUGCAUACUUUGCACCAAUGACACCACCAUCAAGUGCUGGUGCAUCAAGACAACGUUAUUGUCGUUGCUGUGUCAUCCUGUGAUUCCACAUUUGGUAAACAUUCGAGUUUAAUAUUAUAUAAUAUAACAAUACAGUGUGUUAACGUACAAACAUUGGUUCAUAUUGUUGACGUAACUUUUUUUUAUACAUAUUAAUUAAAUGAGAAUUGACUUGAUCUCAUUUUUUGUAUAUUCAUCUUGGCAAUUGACAUGCCAAUGAAAUUUUUAAGUCACAAAUAUUUCCAAAAAGAAAUAUCAAAUGUUUACCCAAGGCCAUUAGUUUUACAUUUAGUAUUUUUAUUAUUAUUAUUAUUAUUGUUAAUAUUAAUAUUAUUAUUUUAUUACCCAUUUAAAAAAUAGAAGAUAAACUCGUUUUUUUUAUUUUGGCUAAUAUGCGAUAGUUUGUAUCUUUUUUUUUUUCUUUGUUUUUCGCGUUUCUCAAUGGGUCCCUCCGUCUCUUUUCGAGUUUUAAAAAUAAAUAAAAAUAUAUAAUCGUAAACUGGUUUGGAAAAAUAAUUAAAUAACUCGAUACAGAGUUGCAGGUUUUUUUUUAACAUCGGCCCGUCUAGCAGUUGAUACGAACCAAGAGAGUACAGACUGAGAACCAAAUGAAAAUAAUUAAAAAUAACAAAACAAAUUAUUAAAUAAAUAAUCAAGUUUUUACAUCAAUUUACAAAAAAAAAAAAUCAUUCAAAUCUAUAUACAUACAAAAUAUUAACUAAAUUUUUUUUAGAUAAAUAUUAUUUUGUUUAUUGUUAUUCCAAUUACCAAAAAGAAAAAAAAACAAACUAUCAGUUUUUUUUUUUUCUUUUGUAAUGUUGUUGUUUUUUUUUUUUUUUUUUUAAUAUUUACAACGCAAAUAUGUGUUUUAUUUAAAUUUACAAGAGAAAGAAAAAAAGAAAAUUUACAUAGAAAAAUUAAUUAAUUGCAAUGAGACAUUAAAUUGAUUAAAAUUGUGUUUUAUGUCUUGAAAAAUAUUAAUUUGAAAAUAAUAAAAAAUAUAAACCAGUGGGAGGGGAAAAAAAAAAUAAUAAAUUAAUCGAUCAAAUUUAAAAUGAACUUGCAAGGUAGUUCUGGGUUGAUAAAAAUAUAUUGAUAUUAUAUUUAUAACUAAAAAUAGUAUAUGAUAAAUAAAAAUAUCAUAAAUAAUAUUUUUUACAAAUAACAAAAUUACAUACUGGUUUUGUAUUUGUCAACUUGAUUAUUUUGUUAUUUAAAAUACAAAUAAUACAGUUGAUACUACUCCAAAACCAUGAAAAUAAAUUGAUUUUAAUUAAAACAUGUAUACAUUAAAUCUUCACUACCAUAAAAAACAACAAAAAUUGUCAAUUUAAAAAUAAUUUUUAAUUAUUUUAAAAAGACUAGAACUACCUUAAAAAUUAUAUUGUAUAUGUAUAUCUAAUUUAGAUAUUUAAAAUAAAGAAAAAAAAAACUGUAUGUUUAAAAUUUAUAAAAAAUAAAAAUAUAUACAUUAUAAUAAUCAUGUAUAUAUUUUCAAUAAAUGUAUGUAAAAUAAAGAAAAAUAUAUAUAUAUAUAUAUAUAUAUAUUCGAGACAACGAAAAA